AUGGCAUCAAUGGCCGCGCCCGCACAGCCAGUACAAACAGACCCCCCCGCCCCCAUAGACGCCAACAAAUACCGCGGCGCAACCGUCGAAGACCUCGACCUCCCCCCCGCCCUCUCCAUCACGCCCACCACGCCCAUCGCCACCGCCCUCGCAAUGUGCUACGACCGCGACUACUCGCAGCUCACCGUGGUCUCCCCCAGCACGCGCGCCCUCCUCGGCUACCUGUCCGUUCCACGCCUCAAGGCGCUGCUCGCCUCGCCCGCCGCGGGCGUCAAGGAGACCGACACGGUCGACAAGGCCAUGCACCGCUUUGAUCGGCGCAAGGGAGUCAAGGUGUACAAGGUGAUCACGCCGAGCACGGGGCUCGAGGAGCUCGAGGAGUUUCUGAGGGGGGAGGAGUUUGCGGUUGUGACGGAUGCGGGGCGGAGGUUUGUGUUGGGCGUGGCGACGAGGGGGGAUUUGGUGGAGUUUGUUAGGAGGAGGCCGGGGUAG
Morchella sextelata is the source of this 492-nucleotide messenger RNA. RefSeq lists its product as uncharacterized. The record is from RefSeq and is a predicted model, not a curated record. NCBI's taxonomy places the organism in Eukaryota, Fungi, Ascomycota, Pezizomycetes, Pezizales, Morchellaceae. The transcript has 2 exons. Bases 1 to 492 code for a protein of 163 amino acids.